Cercospora beticola is the source of this 345-nucleotide messenger RNA. Lineage: Eukaryota; Fungi; Ascomycota; Dothideomycetes; Mycosphaerellales; Mycosphaerellaceae. The record is from RefSeq and is a predicted model, not a curated record.
AUGUUUGUAGCUGAAUCCGAGACCAAAACCACAUUUUGCCCCGCAAGGUUUCUGAAGAUUGUUUCAAGCCUCCAUGUUCCGUCAGGCCGAGGAACGUCCAACAGCAACGCUCUGCAUGGCGGUGGUCCGACUCUGCAUCCAAUGCCCGGCUUAAUCACUCCACUAUUGAUCGGCGCACCGCUCGUAGAUCUGCCAAUGCAGUUUGGCGCAAGACUUCUGGGCGGCCUGGGGAGCGGACAUCUGGCUUCCCGUGCAAGCCCUGCGGACGGAAAGAUCCUUGGGACCUUGGGGCAAUCCGCAACCCCGUCUAGACUCAUGCCGUUUCCAGGAUGGCUUGCGUGGUGA